Messenger RNA from Eriocheir sinensis (Chinese mitten crab), 5204 nucleotides. RefSeq names its product protein FAM185A-like. The record is from RefSeq and is a predicted model, not a curated record. Bases 1285 to 2457 code for a protein of 390 amino acids. The transcript has 6 exons. NCBI's taxonomy places the organism in Eukaryota, Metazoa, Arthropoda, Malacostraca, Decapoda, Varunidae.
CGCUGUGAUGUAAACAAACCCGCGCCGCGUCGUCUGCGUCUGUGAUCGGUGGAGGUCUCAGCCGGGAAGGUCUCAUAUUAUUUAACACCCUACCGGGCCCCACGUCGAUAAAGGAAUUAGUUGAGUGUGUGCAAAGACGCGCCGCCGCCACACCGACGCAGAAAUAAACAUACGUCAACAUUCAAACGCUGUGGUUACAUAUGCCAAGGUGGAUGUCCGGUGUUACGCUGCCAAAAGGAUGACAUUGAGGUGUCCCAAGGAGUGCCAGGCCGCCCCUCCACCAGUCUUUUGCCAGGCAGGAUAAACGGGUCUGUUGGAGAGGAAAGGCCUGCUAUUAAGAGGCCUAACAACAUUUUACGAGGUUCAAAGCUGUGCCAGGCCGCGUAUCCAUCAGUCCAGCCCAGCACGAUAAAAGGGUCUGUUGGAAAGGAAAGGCCUGCCAUUAAUAGGCCUAACAACAUUUUACGAGGUUCAAAGCUGUGCCAGGCCGCGUAUCCAUCAGUCCAGCCCAGCUUAAUAAACGGGUCUGUUGAAAAGGAAAGGCCUGCUAGAAAAGACUAUAGCAAUCAGGAUUACCAUUAAUAGGCCUAACAACGUUUUAAAGGUUCAAAACUGUGCCGGGCCACUCAUCCAUCAGUCUUCAGCUAGCAAGAUAAACAGGUCUAUUGAAAAAGAAAGACCUGGAAGAGAAGAAUACAGCAAACAGGAUUACCAUUAAUAGGCCUAACAACAUUUUAAAGGUUCAAAACUGUGCCAGGCCGCCUAUCCAUCAGUCCAGCCCAGCAUAAUAAACGGGUCUGUUGAAAAGGAAAGUCCUGCUUGACAAGAUAACACAGCAAACAGAAUUACCAUUUAAAGGCCUAACACUGUCUUAUGAGGUCUAUGCCGCCUCUCCAUCAGUCUUCAGCUAGCAACAUAAACAGGUCUAUUGAAAAAGAAAGGCCUGGAAGAGAAGAAUACAGCACACAGAAUUACCAUUAAUAGGCCUAACAUCUUAUUUAUACAAUACUCAAGCAGAAGAAUGUCAGUGAAGACCCAACACGACUGAUGUGACAACCAUUUCCCCAUCGUACAAUAUCAUAAAGAAACUCCUCAUUUGAUUAGUCCUCCAUUGUAAAGAGAACGACUGAUGGGGUUGGUUCAGACUGGGAGUGUAAUGUAAAGCACCUCAGUGAGUAUUAGACUGGUAUUAAAGGGCCAACAAAUUACACCAUCGGAACUUCACCCUCUGAUUCUACUAUAAUAAAAGUAGAAAUUUAAACAGCAACAAGCAAAAUCUUCAUAAUGUCACUGAUAUUUCCAGCCAUGGCUUUCUCUCGCCUCUGUCAACAUCUUGUGAGGUUCCAUGGUCGGCAAAGCAGCAUCGUUCCCAUGAGGACAUGUAUAGGCCUUGCAAGCCGUUAUGGUUGGCGGAAGUCAAAUAUUGGCCAACGCUCCAUAUUCACUCAUAACACUGAGUCUCACGUCAAACUAAAAGAGAAGGAGCUGGACGUCAAUCCUGGCUUUGGCGUUCUUCAUGCCACAGGAACUAUUGAUUUCCUUAUUAAGCCAACAAAUGUACAGGAGUACCCAGAUGCAGACCGAGCCUUUGUUACAGUGUAUGGCCCACCCUCUGAGUCAUGCGACGGCAUCACAGUGGAGCUGACAGGGGAGCAGAGGGACACCCUGACAGUUUGUGCAGCACCAAAGUCGUCAGAUAUCUAUUGUGAGGUGACGGUCCCUAUUAAAUAUGACCUUGAUGUGACUCUAAUGGAUGAGGGUCGCCUGAAGAUCUCAAGCAUGGAGUCUGAUGAAGUUAAUGUGUCCACUGAGAAUGGAGAAGUGAACACUCGGGGCCUCAAAAGUCACAACAUUCACAUCAAAACCAAACAAGGACACAUUACUGCAGAUGGUUCCAUGCAGGGAAACAUAUUCAUAAAUGCUAAAAAAACGCAUUUGAAAGCCAAAAGGUUGCAAGGACUGGCUCUUGACAUAGAAGCAGAGGAGUUGACCACUGAAGUUGAGUCUUCUUAUAUGAACCAAGGCCAGAUCAAGGCUGACAGAGGAACAGUCAAGAUUAAUAAUCUUCAUGGUUGUACAGAUUUAUUAGUUAAAGAGGGUCAGGUUGUUAUCAAUGGGUUUCAUGGCCAGAUUGCAGGGUUUGUGGGAUCAGGCAAGAUGGAAGUGCAAGUUACAGAUGUCACAGGAAACUCAACCCUUCAUCUGAAGAAGGGUGACAUGAAACUCUCAGUUUUGGAUAACCCAAGACAUGACUUAGAGGUGACUGCUCCCUUGCUGAAGUUGAGUGAAGAGGUGAAGGCUUCUGGAAGCUUGUCACAGAGCACCAACCAAGUGUUCACCAUCAGCAGAAAUGACCCAGAAGCGAGUGUUCUCAGAGCAACAGUCGUCAACGGAUCAGCACAAGUUGAGUGUCAGAAUUGGUUUUCUACUCUUGGAAUCAGAUUAUCAGGAAAAUAAAAUAGGUAACACAAGAGAUGGAUAGACUAACUUGUAUACAAAGUGUGUAGUUUGUGUACUUGGCAUUUCUUACAUUAACUAAGAAUGUCACACAAUAAAUUUUGCCAAAAAAAAAAAAAUGCAUUUGCAUAAUUUACUUACAUAUAUUUAUAACCCCCAUGUAUUAGGGAUAUACUAAAAAAUAUAGCACACAGUUCCUGAAACAUUUAUAAUAACGUUUAGUUCAAUAUCUACAUGAUAAAAAAAUCUGAAGGCUGUGUGCAGCUCUUAUUCUUUGAAAGCUUGGAGGAAUUUUAUCAAAUUAUACUAAAACAAAUUAUUUUUGCCCAGAAAAGUCCAUAUGUUCUGUUGGUGAUCAAUAGAUUUUCCAAAUAUUGUUGGGUACAAUACUGAUUGUAACGAUGGAGGCGAGGCACCAAAGGAUCCUCACAAAGGUAUUUUGACUCGUCCUUAACCCCUAAAGGACCAGGGAUGGCUGGAUUUUCGGUACCGCUGGGACCGGCCUUCCCGUGCUAAACCCCGAAAAUUGCCUGUAUUCACAUACUCUCUACGCUUAACCUACAUUGCACGAGUGAAUAAGAUAGAUUUUGUACUAACCAUCAAGUCUUCCUCUUUCUAAUGACGCCAUCCAGAAGUCUCUACGUGCCGUGGUUACGGAGUGGAUUGACUUUUCCCACAGUGUUAUGAACUCGCUCAACGCGAGUAUAUGGCGUUAUCGAUACGUGUGCAGAAGGACAAAGAUGCAAAUCUUCAAGUCACUUGUUGAUAGAUCCUGCCUUGAGGUACUUUGGAUGGGAAGGGGCAAUACAUGGAGACUUGCCUGGGUAAUCCCCUGGCUUUGACAUUGUAGUGUGGGUGAGGUAACACACCUCCUGGCGUAUGCCCUCAUUGAUGGAUUGGAAAAUAUCCAUGUGGAUGCUGUGGGAAGGGAGUAGGUGUAAAUUCAGUCUUGUGCACAUGUUGCAGGCAGAGGUGCCACCUUAGAUGCUCAUGCCUCAGAAAUGUAAGAGGAGUGCAGAAUUUUACAUGCCCAGCUUGUGUAAGGAGAGAGCAAGGACAAGAAACUGAGAGGGAUGAACUAGAGGUGAAUGGAGGAAAGCUGAAUGAGGUAGAACAUUUCUGUUAUUUGGGAGAUGUUCUGGACUGUGAGGUGGCAAUGGAGAGGACAGUGAGAACGAGAGUGGUGGCAUCGUGGUUAAAGUGGAGGGAAGUGGCUAGUCUACUUGUGAAUUGUACCAUCCCUCUAAAGAGCAGAGCAGGGGUGUACCAAGCAUGUAUUAGAUCAGUGAUGUUGUAUGGAGCAGAAACAUGGGCUCUAAAUAGAAAAUUGAUGGAGGUAUUGAGAGCAAGCGAUUGCAAUAUGCUGAGGUAUAUGGCAGGGAUCAGGUGGCAAGACAGUGCAGAUGUAGCUUACAGAUGUGGAGUAGAGGACCUGGAAACAGUGCUCAGAAGGGAAAGAUUAUGAUGGUUUGGACAUGUGAAGAGAGCAGGGGAGGUUACAGUGCUGGGAGUUUUGGAGAGAUUGGAGGUAGAAGGGAGACCAGUUGGUAGACUUAGGAAAAUGUGGAGAAGGUGUAUACAGGAAGACUUGGCAUUGAUGGGAUUGGAUGAGCAUCAGGCAGAAGAUAGAGUAGAAUGGAGGAGAGCCAUAAAGCGUCCAACUGCUCAGGAAGAGUGAAAACGGAUGUUAAACGAAAUGAUGAUUGAUUGACUGAUAUUUACUAGUUUCUCGGUAUCGACCUUCUGCCUCUCCUGGUGCAGGAACUAAUGAUUUGAUGAUUUAUUGAUAAUGCUGAUGAUGACAGUGCAGACUAAUUCUUCCACGGUGAUAUUUGAUGUAAAAUAUUCUUGGCUGAGUUUUUUAUGUCAAGUAUUAUUUGUUUCUAAAUACUCAGCAAGAAAGAAAAUACUUGAAAUGUUUAAUUUUACUAUUUCGUGACUGUCAUAAACCUAACAUACAGUAUUUAGCUUGUGCUUCAACAUCUAUGAGUUUCUGAAGUUUUAUAACAUAUGAGCCAUCUAGAAACAGAAGGGCGAGACCACCAUUUUGACCGUUGGCGUGCUCCCUUUCUGACUCUAGAUGGCUCAGUUAUAAUUAGACUUGAUAAACAAAUGACUUGUGCUGUCUGUUGGUGCUGUGAAAAAAUGAUGUAAAUGUUCAGCUGUAGGCAAGUGUCUAUUGCAGGUUAGGGUUCCUCCUGCUUGAACACGUGUUCAACACAUUUCACACCACCAUUAAAAUAAAUAAAUAAAUAUUACAAAAUAUCUAAAAACAUGCAUCAGUCUUACUCUAACUUAUGCAUAAUCGAGAACAGUCUAGCACCAUAAUUGAAUUCCUCAAGAAUAUCAGAACUCAUUCAAACAUGAUAAUUCUAACACAAGAGCUUGAUUUCUCUUAACAGUCCAUUAGUCAAGCACUUCUGAGCAUGGCAUAAGAGCUUAACUCCUCAAGCACUCCCUCUCACUUUAAUUCUUUCCCAGCUGUGUUACACCUUGUAUUGCUUCUUGCUCUGUGAUGCUUUUUUUUUUUUUUUGUGUGUGUGUGUGUGUGUGUGUGUGUGUGGCAGACCCAACAAACCAUCUUCACAGCUUCCAAGGUGAAGAUCGAGUCAUUAAAAAUGCCAUUGAAUAUGUUUCAAACAAAUACUUUGAGCAAAGGAAGUCUUUAACAUCAUUAACCCAUUGUUGACAUAAUUAUCUCCUGUUUGAUUGGGACGGUUACAUCUGUGUUCAUGCAACUUUCACAC